This is a messenger RNA of Lecanosticta acicola, 2069 nucleotides long. Lineage: Eukaryota; Fungi; Ascomycota; Dothideomycetes; Mycosphaerellales; Mycosphaerellaceae. The record is from the annotation of a GenBank genome assembly.
AUGCGCGAUCUCAUCCGUGAUUCCUUCUUUGGACGACUUCUUCGCGUAGCUACUCGUGGACAGUACCCAAAGUACCCAGAAGACUUUGCAAGCUUCGAAUUGCCGGAAAUGUAUCAACAGCCAACCCCGAGGACCACUUCGCUCACAGCCCCCCGGAAUGCGGCGAGUGAAGAUGCAGCAUCUGGCGAGAGAGCCAGAGACUUGGACGACUCCGAGACCGGGGCGAGAGAUGACAAGAAGCCUGGCCUCCCAGCGAUUCAUCAUCUUGCAACCCCUCUGCGGGCAGGAUCUGAAGUAUCAGACAAAGACGGACAUGUCGAGAAGAAGAGACUUUCCAACGCUGAUAGGACACCAUCAGGCUUUACCGUCGUCACUUGGUACUCCCACGCGGAUUCGGACAACCCUCGCAACUGGAGCAACGGCAAGAAGCUCUGGACAGGUCUCAUCGUCCUCUUGUACACACUUGCCAUGUACAUCGCGUCUUCCAUGUACACCGCGAGCAUCCCGCACAUGAUGGAGAUGUGGAGUCUCGGGCGAGUUGCUGCUUCUCUCGGCCUCUCCAUCUACGUCUUUGGAUAUGGCCUCGGACCAUUGAUCAUGUCCCCUCUGUCGGAGAUUCCGUGGAUUGGGAGAAACCCGCCGUAUCUGAUCGGAUUCUUCUUCUUUGUCGUCCUGUGUGUGCCGAUCGCUCUGGUGGACAACUACGCUGGGAUGCUGGUGCUGCGUUUCUUGCUCGGCGUGGCGGGCUCACCAGCGCUCGCCACUGGAGGAGCAAGCUACGGUGACUUUUGCACCGGUAGGAACACUCCGUCCGCAAAUUCAAUAGACCUCGCUGAAGCUGAUGAUCUCGCGAGGUAUGCAACUGCCUUACGCCAUCGCCAUAUGGGCCGGAGGUGCAUCUGCUGGUCCCGUAAGUAUCCUCGCAGUUGUCAUCGAUCGACAAAUCAGCACUUCGUUCCAAGCUGACCCUCUCUAGUCCAUCGGUCCUCUCGUCAGUAACUUUGCCGUCCAAGCCAAAGACUGGCGAUGGCCAUUCUGGGAGACCCUCUGGCUUGCCGGUCCAAUCUUCCUCGUCAUGUUCUUCACCUUUCCCGAAACCUCGUCGGACCGCAUCUUGCUUGCGCGAGCUCAGCGCCUGCGCAAACUCACCGGACGUACCGAUCUCAUGGCCGAGUCGGAAAUCCAUGCUCAGAACCACAACUCGAGACAGGAGCUGUACUUCGCCCUGAUCAAGCCAUGGGAGAUCAAUCUCAAAGAUCCUGCCGUGCUGUUCACGACGGUCUAUCUUGGGUGAGUACAUCAGAAGAACACCACAUCUUUCCAGAGCUGCUGACCUUUUGCUUCGUUCGUAGCCUCGUAUAUGGAAUCUACUAUUCCUUCUUCGAAAGCUUCCCGAUGGUCUUCGGCCAAGUCUACCAUUUCAGCUUUGGCGUCCUGGGUAUCGCCUUCCUCUGCAUCGUGGUGGGCUGCAUCCUCGCCGUCGCAGUCUGGUGCGCCUUCUUCUUUGUCGUCGCGGACAAGCAGAUGGAAAAGAUGAAGCUGGAAAACGUCCCUCCCGAAGCACGCCUCGCCCCGGGCCUGGUGGCGACCCUCGCCAUCCCCGUGGGCUUGUUCAUUUUCGGUAAGUACGCUCGACGACUUGCUUCCUCCUCCUCCUCCUCCUCCUCCUCCUCCUCCUCCUCUUGCCAUCCCUGGCCAAUUUGCUAACCACUCCCGCCCCCGUGGAACCAAAAGCCUGGACCUCGCGCGCAUCCAUCCACUGGAGCGUCCCCAUGCUCGGCGUCACCCUCUCCAUGCUCGGCAAUUUCAUCAUCGCGCAGUGCGUCCUCAUCUACCUGCCCUUUGUGUACCCGCGCUACAUCUCCUCGCUGUUCGCCGCCAACGGCUUCGCCCGCGCCCUGCUCGCCGCCGCCGCCAUCCUGUUCGCCAUCCCCAUGUUCGAGCACCUCGGCGUCGCGUGGGGCGUCAGUCUGCUGGCUUUUUUGUGCUGCGGGUGUUCUGUGGGCAUUUACGUUUUGUUUUUCUUCGGCGCGAAUUUGAGGAAGAGGAGUAAGUUCGCCGAGUCCUGA